AUGCCUGAGUCGCCGAAAUACAUCUCAGAUGAUUCUCCAACCGACACAUACGCCCCACAAGCGCCACCAGAGGUGAUUGACCUGGACGAAUACGACACGCAAAGCGAGUCGGAACAUGGAUCCGAUGCGGAGUCGGAUGAUCUGAUCCUUACGACGAAACCGGCUGUCCAGUACAACAAGCUGCGGGAGCUCAAGUGUCCCAUCUGUCUCGAUCCGCCCAAAGUCCUUUGUGUGACUCCCUGUGGACACAUUUAUUGUGGGGACUGUAUCUACACGGCUCUAUCGUCCGGAGUUCGAGCGACGCAAUUGAAGGGAGAGUGCAGCAUUUGCAGAAAGAAGGUCGCUUACAACUCCAUUGUUUACUUGGAAGCCAGACUGGGGAAGGAGAAGGAAGACUCAGAGGAGAGCGACAACGAUGACGGAGACGAUGACGGAGACGAUGAGGAGGAGUCAGCUGAAGUUGGAUCUCCCGUGGAAGAUAGAAGAGCCGUCAAGGUCGAAAGGCGACGGUUACAAACACUAACAAGAUGA
Molecule: messenger RNA, 531 nt
Organism: Yarrowia lipolytica CLIB122
Lineage: Eukaryota; Fungi; Ascomycota; Dipodascomycetes; Dipodascales
Molecular function (GO): metal ion binding; SUMO-ubiquitin ligase activity
Source: RefSeq, a predicted model, not a curated record